Molecule: messenger RNA, 1138 nt
Organism: Triticum aestivum (bread wheat)
Lineage: Eukaryota; Viridiplantae; Streptophyta; Magnoliopsida; Poales; Poaceae
Product: ankyrin repeat domain-containing protein 39-like
Exons: 3
Coding region: 145-717 (190 amino acids)
Molecular function (GO): protein binding
Source: RefSeq, a predicted model, not a curated record
ACUGUCCUCGUGCCCGCGGGUACGCCUCGCCCUCGCUUGGUUUCAUCUUCCUCGCUGCCCUUUCUCGAUUCAAAACUCCAAGCUCCUCUCCUCUCCCCUCCCCACCACCCCCCUCCACCGACGCCAUGGCGUCGCCUCGCUCUCAUGAUCGAUCCGACGGUAAGCGCCUCUGCCCACAGCCCAUCCCUAACCCUAACCCCAGCCCAAAUCCUGACUCUGCCCCCUCCCGCCCCAGCCCGUGACCCGCUGCUGGACAUGGUCUUCCAGGCGGCCUCCGACGACAACCUCCCCCACUUCAAGGCGCUGGUCAUGAUGCUGGACAUGGGCAGGGGCCGCCCCAAGGAGGCGAUUGAGGAGUUGAGGGUGGAAGAUGAUGCGAAGCUUCAAGGUUUCAGUGCGCUGCACAUCGCGGCCAGUAGAUGUAGUCUUGAGGUGUGCAGGUACCUCGUCGAGGAGCUGCUGAUAGAUGUGGAUCUGGUCGACAAGGAAGGUAGAACACCUCUGUUGUUUGCAAAAUACCACAAUGGGGGUACUGCAGAGUAUCUUCUUGAUCAUGGUGCUAAUCCAGACAAAGCCAAUAACGAUGGGGCUUUCCUGUUACAUUAUGCCGCUGAAUUAGGUCCAACCUCUAUAAACACAUAUCUCUGUUCUGCAUCUCUGCAUUGCAAAUUGUUUUGUGUUAUCUUAUUCAGAGCUAUUUUCCUUUGUUUCAUGUAAGUAAUUUACCAAUAUUGUUCUGUGCUAAUAAAUUAUCUUCAAACCCGAUGGUUAAGUUCUUGUAAUGUGUCUCUCUGUUCAGAAGUACAUGUUGUACACGCUUCUAAGUAGAGGUUUGGUGGUAUUUCCUGAUAUACUCUUAGCUGUACUAAAUAAUAAUCUUGCACACGCUUCUAGUCGAAGUCAUCGAUAUAUUUAUGUUUAGCUAUUAGCCAAAGUUCUGCCGUGUGCAUGCAUGUAUUGCAUCAAACCAGGGCUCUUUGUGUAGCAUAAUUACUAAUAUUUUAAACACUUUAACAUGGAUAUAGUGGCUUAGCUGCUGUGCAUGUGCAAUAUCCUAAAAUGUCACCUCAUUGGGAAGUCAAAUAACCUAAUACAUGUCACUAUCAUUCCAGUCUUACAUGGUUGUGGAGUCGCAAUA